GGGGGCGGGGCCCGAGUGCGCGCGCGGCGCGUCCCUCCCGCCGUUUGCGAGCGGGGCGCGCGGCGGCGCCGGAGAAAGGCGGAGCGGGAGGAGCGGGAGCGGCGCCGAGCACCGGCCACCGGCGGCAGUGCCACUGUGUGCUUUGGAUGAUGGUGGUGCCUGGAAAUGUCCCGGUCAUACAGCAGGAUCAUGCUUUGGAGCCAGCCUUAGGACGAGACUCCAUGGAGAACUCAGCCAUGGGCCCUGCCACGGCACCGGCACCCCAGGAGAUGGGUGCGGAGCUAGCGGAGGUUCGGAAGCUGCGGGAGCUGGUGAGGAGGCUGGAGAUGGAGAACCAGCACCCCAGAUCGAAGAGCAGCAGGAGCGUGCUUGGAACAGUGCAGAGCGAGCUCCAUACUGGUGUGGAUAACCACGGCUCUGGUCUUAAUGGGAUGGAGAUCAAUAACAGCAUCAAUGCCAUCACUGAGAAGCAGGAAUUGCAAAUCAUGGCGGAUCUGCACAGCCAGCUAAGCAAGAUAAGGAAAGAGGCAGAAGACAACAACUGCUUCAAAAGAGAUAUAGAUGCCCAAACGCAAUAUAGUGGCAGCAGUGCCACUGAGGAAUUGUCUUCCAGCGUGUGUAAGGUGGAAGUGAAGGGCCAUGGUGACAUGAGGUGUUCCUCACGUACAGCCACGAGUGAUAGCACAGAGCUGACGGGAAGUGUGGUCCUUGCAGGUGUUGGUUCCUCAGUUAAAACAAAUGAACAAAAUCCCAGUGAGAAAUGUGGAGAAUCAGAAAAUCUGUCCAAUAACACGGAUCUGGAUGAAGUCAAAGUGUUAGAACUUGAAAAUUGCAACGAAGAAGAAGACUGCUGGCUCUACGUAUCCCCGAGGAAAUCUGUGGAUCAGAAAACAGGCUCACCUUUAAAAUGGUGCCGGCAGGUGCUUGAUAACCCCAGCCCCGAGACAGAGGUGGCCUGUCGAACGCUGCUGAGCAGACUCGAUCAAGCCAGUAGAUGGAAAAACCUGUAUUGCAGCCCGCUGGCAUCACCAGGCGCCCAUAAUCUGAAUACAGAGCCAGGCUCCUGUAGCAAUGCACUAAACUCUCCCGGGCAUCUCAAAUCGACUAACAAAGCACUACUAACCUGUGGCAGCUCAGGUUAUCUGAGCAUGCACUCUGCACUGAGCUCUCAGUCAUCCGUGGACAGCGAGCUGAGUACAUCUGAUGACUCCAUCUCUAUGGGAUAUAAACUGCAGGACUUGACUGAUGUCCAGGUCAUGGCACGCCUUCAGGAAGAAAGCCUCCGUCAGGACUGUGCCUCCAGCUCCGCAUCCGUGUCCCGGCGCAGCUCCAGCGCCUCCCUUCACUCCCUGCGCAGAGGGACCUACAGCGACCAGGAGUUCGACACGUACAGCCUGGAGGAUGAGGAUGACUACGACUGCUCCCUGUCGUACCGCAGUGCGCACAGAUACUCACCGUCUCCGCUCAGUUCACCCCGGUGUCAGUCCCCUUCCUCCAGCGCAGAUUACAGCAGGUCAUCCACCUCCCGGAUCCGUCCCCCCAGGAGAUCUGUGCAAAUUCCUAUGCAGGACCGGCUCAAGUAUGCCAACAGCGAGGAGGAGAUGCGGCACAGCAUGCCCAACCUGGCCAGGACCGGCCUCCGCUCCUUGGAGUCCGUAAGGAGCAGUCGGAGCUUGGAGUCGGAUCUGCAGGUGCCAAGCAGCCGAAUUCCCAGAACCCAGCAGCGGUCAGCAGGUCUGGCUCCUGGUAAGCUCAGGUAUUCCUCCAGUGCUGGGCAGUCUCCUUUGACAGUGCGACAGCCGAUGAAGGCAGGGUCAUGCACAAACUCUCUCCUCACACCCAGGCAGCCAGUGAAAGCCUGCAGUUACACAGGUCCUGUCAGUGGAGUUCGAAAGCCACAGGCGUCUUCACAGCUCCACACAGGCUCUUCCAGCAGCACUUGCACUACCAGAAGCAGUAACAUGGUCACUGUGGCAAAAAACUCACCCAUCAAAGCCCGCACGUCUGUUGGGGGGAUCUCGGUGCCCAAGAACAAGCCAAUGCCAGCAUCCCGGAGGUUUCUACAGGCAGCACAGACCACGGAGGACGAUUCCUGGAAGGAUGGGUGCUACUGACAACCCAACACCCCUGUGAAGCAGACCCCAGCUGGCUGGGCAUGCAAUGGAACUCGAGAGACCCAUCCCAUUGCAGACUGAUGUAUAUAGCUCCUCUUCUCUUGCCACAGACUGUCCUCACCAUGUCACCUGCCAAGAGCCCGACCUCGCAGCAGUGGAACAGACAACUCCUUUGCUGCGUUUCCACUGCUCUAAACGUUACUGCAACACGAGUCUUCACAGGAAGACUGAAAAUAGCCUUAUCUCCUUCAAACCUCCACUGCAGCCCUCUGGGACCUGCGCUGGAGGGUGCUGGCUUCAGCAGGCUGCUGAGGGUCCGGGGCGCAGCUUGGAGCUGUCGCUGUGGUGUUCCACAGCAGCAGCUCGGGGAGACUAGAACUAGUUAUAGAGAUGUUAGAAGUGACUUUUUAAACUCAACCUCGUGUUCUCUCGACUCUGUCUGAAACUCAACUGUUUUUUGGUUUGACUUUUUUUUUUUUACUUCUGUAUAGAAUGUGUUCCUGCUCCUUUUUAUUGUUUGUUCUAGAAGACAAAGCAGGUUUUUAUAACUGUAGUAACACUUCAGGCUGUUGUGGUCAACGUGUGUCACCGUUCACAAGUGAAGGAGCAGUACACAAUAUUUGUGUGGGUUUGUGAACAGGCAGGUGCAGGGACAGGGGCUGCUAUUUAAAACCUGCUGUUCAGCAGCAUCUUAACUCAGAUGAAAAGUUAAAUACCAGUUAAAAGUGAACUUUUUAACAAUGACCCUCCCUGCCUGAUCUGACUUGAAGUGUUCCCUCUACCACCCAGCUCCCAACUGCCCUGGGUUUUGUAGCAGAGUUUUCUACUGUCUCUUUGGUUAUGAAGGAUUCUGUUCCAGUGUCCUCUUCCUCAGCAAGUGCUGGAUGCUCUGAAUACAGUCUUAGUACAGAAAAUAUGCACUGAUAGCAAUGUUCUCCCUGCCAUCAAUGUGAUUUUGAUAGUGUAGUUUAAUAAAAUGUUAUGGUGCUGAAAUAGAUCUGCUUUAUUCAAACUGA
Messenger RNA from Strigops habroptila (Kakapo), 3130 nucleotides. Its product is annotated as SLAIN motif-containing protein-like. The coding region runs from base 147 to 2114 and encodes 655 amino acids. Gene Ontology annotation, cellular component: microtubule plus-end. Gene Ontology annotation, biological process: microtubule nucleation; cytoplasmic microtubule organization; positive regulation of microtubule polymerization. The transcript has 9 exons. NCBI's taxonomy places the organism in Eukaryota, Metazoa, Chordata, Aves, Psittaciformes, Psittacidae. The record is from RefSeq and is a predicted model, not a curated record.